Messenger RNA from Oryza sativa Japonica Group (Japanese rice), 1861 nucleotides. RefSeq names its product MLO-like protein 13. The record is from RefSeq and is a predicted model, not a curated record. Gene Ontology annotation, biological process: defense response. NCBI's taxonomy places the organism in Eukaryota, Viridiplantae, Streptophyta, Magnoliopsida, Poales, Poaceae. Gene Ontology annotation, cellular component: membrane.
CGCAUCGCCUCGUCGGAGGAGGAGGAGGGAGAUCGGAGAUGGGGGCGGGGGAGGGAGGGGAGGAGCAGUCGCUGGCGCUGACGCCGACAUGGGUGGUGGCCGGAGUCUGCUUCAUCAUCGUCGCCAUCUCGCUCGCCGCCGAGCGCCUCCUCCACCGCCUCGGCAAGGUGCUAAAAUUCAAUGGGCAAGAAGCACUGUUUUCUGCUCUUCAGAGAGUCAAAGAAGAGUUGAUGCUUCUGGGUUUCAUUUCCUUCCUGCUUAGCGUCUUCCAAAAAUUUAUCAAUCACAUUUGCAUCCCGGAGAGUGCUGCACAUCUCAUGCUUCCAUGCAUUACUAGAGAGACGUCCGAGACCACAGAAGAUGCUUCCAAACUUUGCAAGCGAAAGGGUGAAGUUCCUAUGCUAUCUGAAGAGGCUUUGCAUCAGCUGCACAUCUUUAUCUUUGUCCUUGGUAUUGUCCAUGUUGUAUUUUGUGUUACAACAUUGUUACUUGGUGGAGCCAAGAUGAAAAAAUGGGAGAAAUGGGAGAAAGAAAUUCAACAAGGAAGAACCAAGGAGCGACCAAAGAGGCCAGGCUGGAUGAAAUUCAUUGUUGUAAGAUGUGCCAUCUCAUUCUUGAAGCAGUUUUAUGAUUCUGUUGGUAAACCUGAUUAUCAAGUACUUAGAUCAGCUUUUGUUCAGAGGCACUACCCAAACCGUCCUGAUUUUGAUUUCCACAAGUACAUGGUUCGUGCUCUUGAGCAUGAUUUUAAAGAAGUAGUUGGAAUCAGCUGGUACCUAUGGCUUUUCGUUAUUGUCUUCCUGCUACUGAAUAUAAAUGGGUGGCACACAUACUUCUGGCUGUCUUUCUUGCCCUUAAUUCUCCUACUCAUUGUUGGCACAAAGCUGGAGCUCAUAAGCACUAGGCUGGCACAAGAGGCAGCAGACUGCCCAGAUGAAGCAACAGGAAACCCCUGGACAAAGCCAUGCAAGGAGCACUUCUGGUUCAGCAAGCCUAGGAUUGUCCUCCAUUUGAUCCACUUCAUCCUGUUCCAGAACUCCUUUGAGAUGGGUUUUUUCUUCUGGGUUCUGGCAACAUAUGGGUUUGAUUCAUGCAUCAUGGAGAACAAGAUUUAUGCCCUCCCCAGACUUGCUAUUGGAAUCAUCGUCCAGGUGCUCUGCAGCUACAGCACGCUGCCGCUAUACGCCAUCGUUACCCACAUGGGCGGGGACAUCAAGCUGCAGGCGUUCGGCGAGACGGUGCACGUGUCGGUGCACAGCUGGGCGACGGACGUGAGGAAGAAGAAGGCGGCGCCGCCGCCGCACUCCCACCUCCGCAUCCCCUUCCUCAUGAAGCGACGCCACAGCACCCGCGGCGCCGACGACGCCGCGGACGACGCCGGCGGCGACGUCGACCACCACCACCACCAUCACGGCCACCACCAUCACGGUCACCACCACCACGAGGGGAGCUCCGCGGCGGCGGCGGCGCCGGACCUGGAGGAGAUCGUGGCGACGACGUCGGGCGGCGAGGACGGGCACCCGCCGGCGCCGCCGCCGCCGCCGCAAGGCCCACGGCCGUAGAUAUUAUCGUAUACGGAAGCCCGAGCCGCCGGCGGCCGGUGCCCACGGCGGCCGGCGUGGCGAGCCGGCGGCAUGGAGACGUGUUGCUAGCUGAGUAGGUAAGCUACCUUGCGCGACACCGUUAGACCAAUCGCUACGUGCCACGUGUAUGGAGUUUGCUGAUGAGCUGUACAAAAUGGAGUUAAUUAUUAAAAUUGUACAUGCAUGCAAACUUAUGGAAUUGGACACAUAUCAUAUUUUUGGCAUACAUGUACUCUUCUGUGUUAUAGUACAAUUAAUGCAAAUUAAAUUGGAUAUAA